AUGGUUAAAGAAACCCUCCUAGGCACAACGAGGGCGAAAUUACAGCUUGGAACUUUGUUUUGGACGUUUGUAUGCUGUUAUGCAGCACUUUUGCCUUCAAUAUCCGCUCGGCAAUACAAUUUUCAAGUCCAGGAAGAAUUACAGCCGGGAGCUAUUGUGGGUACGCUUAACAUUACACAAGGAGAAACAUACUUACUCGAAAGAAAUUCACCUCAGUUUGCACUCAAUUCACAGACUGGGGUUAUCACUACUAAAUUGCGAAUCGAUCGUGACAAUUUGAACACAAAUCCUAUAGUCCUGCAAGUUCGAAAAAAUUCUUCUUCUUCGUCUUUCUCGGUUCACGUUCGAGUGGAAGACAUCAAUGAUAACACGCCCGAGUUUUCAUCACCCGUGUUUCUUGUGGAUAUUUUCGAAAAUGUCCCUUCUAACAGUGUGUAUUCGAUCGACUCAGCAACUGACUUCGAUGCGGCUGAAAAUGGCACGAUCGAUUAUGCGAUCGUGGCCGGCAACGAGGCUGGAAAAUUCAAACUUGGAAGGAACACAACCGAAUGUGGUGGGACUGCUCUAUGCAUCAUAACACAAGGCAACCUUGAUCGAGAAAAAGUCGCUGCUUACGAGAUAAAUAUCUCUGCUUCUGACCGCGGGAAACCCUCACUGCGUUCCUAUUGUUUGGUGAAUAUUACAAUUAUAGAUUUGAACGACAACGAUCCGGUGUUUACGACAAACUCGUACAAUGCUACGGUGGACGAGAACAGUCCAGCUGGAGUAGAAAUUUUAGCCGUUUCUGCCACUGAUAAAGAUCACUCUUUGAACGGUGAAGUCAUUUACUCCUUCGACCUUGAUAGUGAUUCAAAUAACUUUGAAUUAAAUUCAACGACGGGGGUUAUCAGAACUCGAGCACCGCUCGAUUACGAGUCGAAGACGCUUUACACCUUCAAAGUGUCUGCUAGAGACCAACCACUGGGUGUUCCAUCACGGCAAAGCAGUCAAGCAACGGUGGAAAUUCAUGUCAGAGAUUUAAAUGAUAACACACCACAAAUAAUACGGGUGGUAUAUGCAAACCGAAAAUACCCAGCCGAAGUAAUUGAAAACAGCGGUACCAAUGUACUUGUAGCCACAAUUUUUGUGAAAGAUGAUGAUGAUCCACAGGGUCCGAAUGGACAAGUUAUCAUGGAAACUUCAAACGACAAUGGGAGUUUUAAAAUUGAGUUUACAAGCAUCUUGCCACCGAAUGGCAUCUCUUUGUACAACCUCAAAACUGCAGUUUCCUUGGAUCACGAAAGAUCUGACUUUUACAACAUCACUGUCACUGUAAAAGAUAGAGGGACCCCUAGUCUAAAUUCCUCAGUACAUGUUCUUGUUAGAGUGAUAGACGUAAAUGAUGAAAUUCCUUCUUUUGGUAAAUCAGACUACUCAGCAUCUGUCAGCGAACUGGCACAGAAUGGCAGUUCUGUCUAUCGCUUGACGGCUACUGACUUAGACAUGGGAAGUAAUGGCAAGAUUUCAUAUUCAAUUCUAAGUGGCAAUGCAUUGCACUGGUUUCAGAUAAACUCUGUAUCAGGCCUUAUUACUACUGCUAUGUCUCUUGACAGAGAGCAUUUACCACAAGUAUCAUUGACUGUGCUUGCUAAAGACCAUGGUUCGCCUCCACUUAAUAGCACCACUGUUGUUAUGGUAUCCAUAGACGAUAUCAAUGACAAUGCACCUGAAUUUUCUCACAGUAUUUAUAACGUCACACUGGCUGAAAACAUGAAUCCAGGGACACCUGUUGUUACCUUAAGUGCCACAGAUGACGACGUUGGAAGUAAUGGGAAUUUGACUUAUAGGAUUGACUCUACUUCUCAGAUUGCUUUGGAUACUUUUACCAUCGGAACAAGUUCAGGAUUGUUAACAACAAAGAUUAAACUUGAUCGCGAAGUGAAGAGCGUGUAUGAUAUCCCCAUUAUUGCCUCUGAUCAGGGUCUCUUACCGCUAUCAUCAAGAACCUUAGUGCGAUUGCAGGUUACAGAUGUUAAUGAUAAUCACCCAGUAUUUUAUCCUGUGACUUAUAUUGUGAGCAUCUUAACAAAUGCUCAGCCCAGGGUUAUUACCCAGGUGACAGCAACUGAUCGUGAUGAUGGUACUAAUGGACAAAUUUUCUAUCGAAUUACAAGUGGGGCUGAUAGCAAAUUUGCCAUCAACUGCUCAAGUGGCGAAAUAAGUACACUGAUGCCUCUUAACAGUAGUGAGAAAGGAUUUUACCAGCUUAAUGUCACUGCUAAUGAUCUAGGAGGUCUUUAUGCUAAACGCGCUGCCACUGUGGAGGUGACAGUUCAGGGUCAGUCAGAUGACUUACCAGAGUUUGAGCACAGUCUUUAUAACUUCACUGUUUAUGAAAAUGAACCAUCAGGGACCUAUGUUGGCAAGGUCAUUGCUGCCGCAAAAGACAACAGUGAUAACAUUCUUUACUCCAUCGUGUCAGGGGAUCCUCAACAUGUCUUUGAGGUUGAUUCUGCUGGUGGAAUAAUCAUGCUUGAUGGACAUGUAGACAGAGAAAAGAGGGAUAAAUACUUAUUGCAUGUUGUAGCCAAGGCUGGAAUUGUGCAUCCUUUGUCAGCAACAACUUCCGUAAAGAUUGAUGUUCUGGACAGAAAUGACAAUCCGCCAUUGUUUUCCCCUUCAAGUGCUCAAGUUACUAUUGAUGCAUCCUGGCCUGUUGGAAAAGAAAUAUACCUAGCAAGUGCCACAGAUAAAGAUGCAGGUUUAAACGGAGCUGUUCGUUAUAAACUGACAUUUGACGGCAAUGGCCUCUUAAAGGUGAACACAACAUCAGGUAUGGUGUCCUUGUCAAGGAAGGUUAACAGUCUAGAUGAUCCUCAAUACCUCAUUCGAGUGUCUGCAUCAGACCAAGGAGCACCUCCGUUACGCAGUACCUUUAUGUUAACUGUGGUAAUAGUGACCAAUCACCAGCCAAGAUUUUUACUACCAUCUUUUAAUGCAAGUGUGCCAAGGAAUUUGCCUGUAGGGAAGAUUUUCCUGCCUGUGAUGGCCGCUGAUCCAGAUGAAGGUGACAAUGGCAAGCUGACUUAUGCAAUUUCUCCGAUAGGCAAUGAACUGGAUCUGUUUGCAGUUUCCCCUGAUGGAAUACUAUUCGUUAAGAAUCAACUUAAUCAGGCAGGGUCAUUGUAUACCCUCUCAGUUACAGUUACUGACAAAGGAAGCCCUCCUCUUUUGAGUUCUGUAUCUGUGACGGUUAACAUAAGAGAUUCAAUUGAGUAUCAGCCUAUUUUAAUUAAUGAUACUGCUGCAUUUUCUGUUGUGGAAAACCAGCUCCCAGGAACUAUGAUUGGCAGACUACCUCUUCGAAAUGAUGCUUCUUUAAAGUCUAAGAAGAUGAUUUAUUCUCUGCAUGACCAUCAUGGCAAUUUUGUUAUCAAUCCUGUGACAGGUAUUAUCACAACAGUGAGAACAUUUGAUCGAGAGCAAUUAGUUGAACAAAGUGGAAAGAAUGUCUUGGUGUUUCUUGCAAAGGCAACAUACGGUGACUCACCUUCCAAACAAGACACUGCAGUAGUGGUUGUUACUGUAGAAGACCAAAAUGACAAUAUACCUGAGUUCCGUCAUUCUGUUUUGUUUGUCACAGUUGAAGAAUCAACUCCAGUAGGUUCAAUUGUUUAUAAAGUCCUGGCCAGUGACCCUGAUGAAGGAGUCAAUGCUAACUUUACUUUCUCAAUAAUGAGUGGGCCAAAUUCCGAAGUAUUUUCGAUUGAUCCUGUGCAUGGAAAUCUUUUUCUCAACCAUUCACUUGAUAGGGAAAAAGUGGAUCAUUAUACACUUACUGUCCAAGCCAUGGAUACUAACAAUAGAACCAUGUUCUCCCAAGUGCAUUUAGAAAUUAUUGUGGGUGACGCCAACGACAAUAAACCUGAGUUCACUGAGAAGCACUUAACUGUUAACGUGUCUGAAAAUUUGGCAGUAUCUUCCCUAGUUGCAAUGAUUCAAGCAACAGAUAAGGAUGCUGGUGAGAACUCUGAGAUUGCGUACACCAUCACAUCUGGAAAUUUGGAAGCCGUAUUUGACAUCAAUCACUUAACAGGAGAAGUCUUCCUUAGUAAGCCACUUAAUUAUGAAAGAACACAGAAGUAUACAUUAAAUAUCACAGCAGAUGACCGUGGGAAUCCCCCAAAGUCUACAGUGUCUUUGCUUAGCAUCAAUGUGAUUGAUGAAAAUGACAGUCCUCCAGUGUUUAAAGAUCAACCUUCUGUCAUCAGAAUGCUGGAAAAUGUGACAUCAGGCUCUUUGAUUGCUCAUUGUUCUGCAACUGACGUUGACAGUGGGGAAAAUGGCCGUGUAACAUAUGGCAUCCUUAGUCAGACUCCACCCGAGGAAAUGGCUUUCGAGGUGAACCCUGUUACAUGUGCCAUUACCACAAGACGGAUUUUAGAUCGUGAAACCACCCCCCAAUACAAAAUUGUUAUUCGAGCAGUGGAUAGUGCGAGUCCUGGAUCAGCUCAGCUCUCUGCUACUAAAGAGGUCACUGUUUUGCUACAAGAUGUGAAUGACAACAAACCUAUAUUUGCGACUGCACCUGCUGUGGGAAUUAAUGGCAAUGAAGGUCCAAAUACUGUUGUCACGACUAUUUUGGCAACAGACACUGAUACUGGAAAUAAUGCAAAGGUAACCUACAAUAUUGUCAGUGGAGAUACAAGCUUUUUCCAGUUGGAUGCCAACACAGGACAGUUAGUCACGCGAUCACAGUUACCCAGUAAUCGUCUGAAUUAUCAGCUAAGAGUAUCGGCUCAUGACGAUGGUGUGCCGUCACAAGUCUCUGAGACUUCUGUGACACUCUUCAAAAAAGGGCAACCAAACAGUGGACCAACCUUCACUCAAGCUUCAUACAGGGGCUCUGUUGAGGAGAAUAGCAGAACUGGGACAUCUGUGACUCAAGUUCAGGCAGCAUUUUCUCCAAGCAUACCUGGUGCAGUUAUCAAGUAUUACAUGACCGCAGAUUCUAGUAAUGGUUCAUUUGCCGUGAAUGAAAAUAGUGGUGACAUUACAACUGCUGUCGAACUUGACCGUGAUAAUGUCUCGACAAGUGUGUUUACAUUAACAUUGUAUGCAGUUGAUAUCAGUGGUCCCAGUGCACGAACAAGCAGCACAACUGUGGAAAUCACUGUUGAAGAUAAGAAUGACAACAGUCCAAUUUUUAUUCAGUCUACUUACAUAGCAACUGUGAUGGAACAGUUACCACCUGGUGCAAGUGUUGCAACUGUGUCUGCUGUCGACAAGGAUCAAGGUCUCAAUGCACAAGUGCGCUAUUCUAUCAUUGGUGCUGGUUCUUUCCAAAUCAACAUUGCGACUGGUGAAAUCACUACACAGCAAGUGCUGAAUCGCACUGUCCAAGAAGAGUACAACUUAACUGUUUUUGCAACUGAUGGUGGCAAUCCAGCCCUAUAUUCAAGCUGUGUUGUCAUGGUAACAGUGAAAGAUGCUAAUGAUAAUGCACCACAGUUUGAUCGCCUAUUCUAUGAUUUUAAUAUCUUUGAAGAGACAGCUGUUGGGGCUAUUGUGGGGACAGUGAGGGCAACAGACAGCGAUAUUGGAGAGAAUGCCAGAAUUAGCUAUAGCAUUGUUGGUAAUCACAGAGACGUCUUCUCGAUGGACCCGUUCAGUGGGCAUUUGAAAGUGGCAGGAACACUUGACAGAGAGACAGUCGAAAUUUACAUUCUUAGUGUGUCUGCGACUGACCAUGGUAAUCCUCGUAAGUCUGCCUAUGCGGAGGUUUAUGUUAAUGUGUUGGACAGAAAUGAUAAUGCUCCAGAGUUUUCAAAGAGCAUGUACCAUGUAAGCAUCUCAGAAGCAGCUGCAAAAGACAGUAGCAUCAUAACUGUCUCAGCCACUGAUAAAGACUUUGGCACCAAUGGGGUUGUCUCAUACACUAUAUUGGCUGGAAACAAUGACCGCACCUUUGGUAUCUACUCAAACGGUACUAUAUACAACCUGAAGACCUUCGACCGAGAGCGGAAGAGUUCUUACCAACUUAGCAUCCUAGCAAGAGAUCAUGCAAAACCUGUAGCAGCACAGUUGUCUAGCACAGCAGCAGUCCAGGUGACAAUCACAGAUAUCAAUGACAACAGUCCUUAUUUCAUCUCCGGCAAUGUCACCCACGUGUCAGAGCAUGCUGCAGGAGGUGAUGUCAUCACCACAAUCAUGGUGGCUGAUGAAGAUGCAGGAAGUAACGGAAAGGUAACCUUUGGUUUGGUUAAACUCGAUGCGUUUGCACCUUUUAGUUUAGGUGCAGCUGACGGUGUACUCCGGGUAUCAGGGAGUCUGGAUCGUGAGGUGAGAGACAGUUAUGUUGUAAGAGUGAUUGCUACUGACCAAGGUGUCCCAGCAAAGCGUACAGAGAAAAAGCUGACAAUCGUAGUUGAUGAUUAUAAUGACCAUGCCCCAGUUUUCCAGUCAGGAGUGAGCCAAGUUCCUGUUUUCGAGAACAUUUCAAUCGGAAGUGAAGUUGCAAGGUUUGUGGCCACUGACAGCGACCAGGGCAGUAAUGCAGAGAUUCGCUAUAGCAUUGCUGCUGGUAACGAGAAUGGUAGCUUCGAGAUAGAUCCAUCAACUGGAGUUAUCAGCACAAUAAAAUCUUUGGACCGUGAAAACACACCCAGUUACAUCCUUGCCAUCCGCGCGUCAGAUUUAGGCAUACCACCGCGGUUUACUGACAAGAGCUUGAGCAUUUUUGUACGCGACGUCAAUGACAAUACCCCUACAUUCACUAAGGGUACUUAUACUCCAAGUGUAUUUGAAAAUGACUUGGUAGCCAAUGUUGUUACAGUGAAAGCCGUGGACAAUGAUGAAGGCCAGAAUGGAGCAUUAACAUACGAAAUUAUCCGAGGCAACGAUGGGGGUUUUUUCACCAUCAACGCCCAGACUGGUCAGAUAGGACUGACAAUAGCUUUGGAUAGAGAAAAGCAGGCAAAACACACCCUGAAAGUGCAGGCAAAGGAUGGAGGGACGCCGCCCCUUGUGGGUGAGGCCAUGGUCCUUGUGGAUGUGAAGGAUCGGAAUGACAACCCCCCUGUCUUUCAACCAGACUUCUUCAAGGCUUCAGUGAAAGAAAACUCGGGAGUGGACACGCCAGUUCUGCGAAUAACUGCCACUGAUGCUGAUACUGGGGCUAAUAGUAAAAUCACCUACAGUUUGUCAGUGUCUUUUGGAUCGUUUGCAAUUGAUGCAAACACUGGACAAGUGAAAACCACUGCUUUUCUUGAUCGUGAAACUACGUCUUCGUUCGAGUUGAGCGUGUUGGCCACUGAUGGAGGGAUCCCUCCACAGACAGGGAAAGCUACUUUGCUCGUAAAUGUGGAAGAUGUCAACGAUUUUGAUCCUGCUUUUUCAUCUGAUCUGUACACUGGAACGGUGUCCCCUGGGGCUGCACCAGGGACCUUCAUUAUCAUGGUCUCUGCCGCGGAUAAUGAUAUUGGCCCCAACGCCGAAUGUGAGUACACUUUAACACCCACUUUAACACCCACGUUACCACCUGUCUUUCAAAUUUCCCCUCAGACAGGUAUCAUCACCGUGGCACAGAACGUUCCCUCAAGCCGCUCUUCGUACUCCUUUAUAGUAAAGGCUGCUAACGUGAACGCACCGCUUCGCACCGAUACCACCAAUGUCCAAAUAAAUGUGCUAACAGGUUCCUCUCCAGUCUUUCAACAUCAGGACCAAAACAUAACGGUCUCUGAGCUGGCACCUGUAGGGACAGAAAUCUUAAAUGUAAAUGCUACGGGGCAUAUUUCCUAUUUCAUCGCUGCGGGCAACACCGGUGAUGUGUUCAAUAUUGACAAACUGGAUGGAGAGUUGAGAAUUCUGAAGCCUUUGGACUUCGAGCAGCAAAAGAGCUACGCUGUUAUAGUAGGCGCGAGGGGUGCAGGUAUACAGUCUCUGUCUAGCUUCCUGACAAUCCGUGUUCUAGUUACUGAUGAGAAUGACAACCCUCCUCAGUUCAAUCAAAGCGUUUAUCGAGUACAAAUUCAAGAGGAACUCCCUGAAAAUACCACAGUUCUCUGGGUACAUGCGUCUGACGCUGAUUCAGGACCUAACGCAGUGGUGAAGUACAAAAUAGCUCCAGGCAACAGUCUGGCAAGUGCAGCGUUCCAAGUGUCCCCAAAAACAGGGCGUAUAUACACCAGCGUCAAACUCGAUCGAGAGAACACUUCUUUGUUUACGUUUAAGGUCCGCGCUGAGAACGUCGCAAACAGAUCCCUGGCAGACGAAGCCUUCGUUAUUGUAAGCGUACAGGAUAUCAACGACAACGCGCCUGUUUUCAUAGAUCCUAUGACAGCUUCCGUUUAUGAGAACGUCUCUACUGGAUUUAGAGUGGCGGUGCUGAGUGCCACCGAUGCUGACACUCAGAGUAACGCGCAACUGCGGUUUAGUUUCGCUCCUGGAGGCAAUCCAGAUGGUGUGUUUAAUCUUGACGCGAAUAACGGUAGUUUGACGGUACAGAACAACUUGAAUAGAGAGUACAGAUCCCAGUACGUUUUGCAAGUAGCAGUGGGAGAUUCCCUUCAUACAGUUACGUCCAAUUUCACUGUCAUAGUCUUGGAUGUUAACGACAACCCACCGAGAUUCGUCUCAGACUUGCUGUCACAGACAAUCAAGGAGGAAUUACCGAUUGGAUCGGAAGUGGUAAAUGUAACUGCCCAUGAUGAUGACAUAGGUACGAACGCGGUUAUCCUCUACUCCAUUCUGCCUUCUCUUGCUAGCGAUGUUUUCACUGUUAAUCGCCAAACGGGUGUUCUCCGCCUCAAUAAAGAGUUGCUAUAUAAGAAACCAAGCCCUCUUGGAAACGAGAAUUUGUACAAUAUCACAGUGAAGGCAAGAAAUCCUUACUCGCCAUUUUUUGAAGCGACGGUUCAUGUAGUUGUGGAAGUGACUGAUGCCAACGAUCACAGCCCAGUGUUCACGCCAGCUUUGUACAGCUUUUUCGUCAUCGUUAAUACAAGAAGUGGAGAGACAGUUGGGCGUGUAGAGGCAACAGAUCAGGAGGAUGAAGGUGUAAACGCGCGUGUGCGCUAUGAAAUAAUCAGUGGCAAUGGCUCCGCACUGUUCAGCCUUGAUUCAGACAGUGGAAAUGUGACAGUAGCAGGAAAUAUUGCUACUCCAGGUGUGUUUUUCUUGCGGAUUAAGGCAGAAGAUUCGGGAGAUCCCUCCAAGGAAAGCGAGGCCGAUGUUUACGUUGAAGUUGUUGAACGGAACAACCAUUCACCUGAAUUUCUUCCUCAGUAUCAAGCUAGUAAGCUGGAAACCUUGCCCGUGGGGAGUGAAGUUUUAAGUGUUACCGCCACAGAUCAGGAUUCCGGGACAAAUGGCCAAGUAUCUUAUCGUAUAGAGAGUGCUAAUCCACCCGGCUAUUUUGGAAUUGGAGAAAGGAAUGGCUCUAUAUAUGUUCAAAAGCCUCUGGAUUACGAGCUUACUCGGCUGUUAAUAUUGAACGUUGUCGGCACAGAUGCUGGAAAAAUUCCGCGGUCAGAUUCCGUGGAAGUGCGUAUCACCCUCCUUGAUGCGAACGAUAACCGACCGACUUUUACACAGAAAGAAUACCACGGAUAUGUACCGGAGAAUACCUCCCCGGGAGCCCCUGUUGUUUCUGUAACAGCUUUAGACCCCGAUCAAGGUCUUGGAGGGACCGUGGAGUACAGCAUCACAAGUGGCGGCUCGGCGGGCUUAUUUGAAAUAAAUCGGUCAAGUGGAAAAAUCAUAAGUAGAGCAACGUUUGACUAUGAAGUUGAGGAUAUGUAUGCAUUGACUGUCACCGCCAGAGACCAAGGGAAUCCUCAGUUAGAAUCCCAGCCUAGCGCCAAAGUGUUGGUUCACGUUACCAGUGUAAAUGAAUAUCCGCCCAGGUUUAACAAGUCGCUGUUUCAAGCCUCUGUGGCCGAAAACGCACCGAUUGGACAGUCUGUUACUCAGAUAUACGCAACAGAUCAAGACAAGGGUCCGGAUGGUGAAGUUAUUUUUGUGCUAGUGGGCGAAAGUAACUUCCAGGGAUUCAAGUUAAAUCGACUGUCAGGUGUGCUAAGCGUUUCUGGAAAAUUGGACAACGAACGAGCGGGUAUGGUAACGCUCCAGGUUCUCGCUAAGAACGCGUUACAGACAAGAGUGACUCCUGAUACUAGCGACCUAGCAAAGAUAAUCGUGACAGUCACGGAUGCUAAUGAUGCCCCUCGUUUCCUUCAGAGUGUGUACAACGCGAGAGUCACGGAAGGUACUAUUUCGGGGUCGUUUGUGACCAAUGUUAGCGCCGUUGAUGAUGACUUUGCAAAAUCCCCUGCAGAAGCGAGGAUAAGGUAUGGAAUUUUGACCGGUAACAUUGAAAAUGCAUUCAUAAUUGAUCCAGACUCGGGUGCAAUAACAACUCUUAAGAGUCUGGACAGGGAGUCGGUUUCACAGUACAGUCUAACAGUUACCGCUACGGACCAAGGACGGCCACCUAUGUCUGGCAACGCCACUGUCAUUGUUAGAAUUGACGAUAUCAACGAUAACGCGCCACGCCUUCCUGGUAACUGCAUAGGUAGGGUACGUGAAAAGGAGCCCGCGGGUACUCAGGUUAUUACACUGACGCCUUAUGACCCUGACGUGGAUCCCAAUCAAGGGCCGUUUACUUUUGUCAUCGAUGGGACCCCCAACAAUGAGUUCCAUUUGGACGGGAGAACUGGGGUGAUAACGACUACCGUUGAACUUGAUCGCGAGGUCACCGCCUCUUACAAUCUGUCGAUAAGAAUAUCCGACGGUGGCUCCCCACAACAAUCUGCCGUGUCAUACUGCGAAAUUCAAGUACAGGAUGUCAAUGAUAAUCCACCCCGACAGACUUCACGAAUCGUGCACGUGAACAUCAACAACAGCUUGCCAUCCGGGGACUUGGCAAAAGUGCAGCCUGAAGAUCCCGAUGUUAAUGACGUGUUUGUGUGCGAGAUACUGCAGGAUAGCAAUGGACUGUUCGGGUUUGCUCCUGGAAGUUGUGUACUGAGGACAAAAAACAAACAAACGGGAAGCGUGGUUAUGGAUUUAAAGGUGAACGGUUCUGAUGGAAAGUGGGCCGUGUCUUACGAUGUACAGGUCCGAUUUGUGGCCUUUAACCUACAAACUUUCGCUAAUAGCUUAACAGUGCGAGUACAGAACACGAGCCCCGAGCGAUUCCUUUCACAGUCAUAUCAGAAAUUCUUGAACUCCAUAAACGUCAUUGUCUCGCCGCUUGGAUACAAUUCGCAGCUCUUUAGCAUCAAAUCCGCAGGAGUUGGCCUUGUAGACUUAACAGUAGCGGCCAAAAAACCUCAGGCGUUUGAAUAUAUGAGGCGAGAGGAACUGUCUACCGCGCUGAGAAACAACAGAGCUGAUUUGGAAAGAAAUGGUAAUGUUAAUAUUCAAAAUGUGGAUUACACUCCUUGUACCGCCAGCAGUCCUUGUCAAAAUGGAGGCGAGUGCACAAGCUAUAUGUACAACCUUGGCACUGUUACUACCCUGGAGACCACACCUGUUAUCUUUCUGUCAGUGGAUUACGAAUGGCGUUUUAGCUGCGUUUGCAAACCAGGUUUUGGCGGCAAGACAUGUGCAGUAAGCGAGCAAGGCUGCAACCUUAAUCCAUGCAAGAACGGUGCCACGUGUUUGGACAAAGACUCCUCGUUUUCAUGCCAGUGUCCAUCAGGUUUUACCGGUCAUACCUGUUCUGAUGAUGUCAACGAGUGUGAGCCGAAUCCCUGCAAGAAUGGCGGAACCUGUAAGAAUCUUAUAGGGAGUUACCAGUGUGACUGCAAGCCGGGAUAUUUGGGUAAGAAUUGCUCGUCUGGAUACGAUUUUUGCCGGGUGGCCUCUGUCACCUCCUGGGCCACACCCAGGUGUACCUGCUCCCAAGGACAGCUGUGUCAGUGUUCCUGUAUUGGCUUUGAAUCUGCUUCCUACCUUCAGCUUCCUACUUUGGAAAGUCUGCAGCGAGGUAACUUCAACAACAUCACUUUCGAGUUUGCUUCGUCUCAGAGCGACAGCUUGUUGCUGUACAACCAUGACGGACAGAACAAGGUGGAUUCGGAUUUUAUUGCCAUACAGAUCGUCGGUGGAAAGCUUCGACUGUCGUUCAAUCUUGGAUAUACAAGGAGUCCUGUUGUUGUGGAGGCGGAAAACUUUGUAGCUGAUGGAAAAUGGCACACGGUUAUGGCCAUUAGAAAUAGGAAGGUGAGUUCAGAUUCUUUAUUAUUUUUUUAAGUGUAACGAGGUUUCAAUUGUAUAGAAAAGUUGGUUGUAGUUCAAACAACAUUAGUAGUUGAAUAUCUCUGUGUGCUGCAACGCUUCUUUGAAAUCACUUCCGCGCCACUUCUGUUUGGGCAGCAGAUGCUAAGAGCUUACGCUUCUACCUAGAUCGUCCUUACGCGAAAGCCAGAUGAAAUCUUCUCUCGGGGAGAAAUGCCCUUUUGGCAAGUAUCCCAUUGAAGAAAACCGCUGACACUAACCCAAUAUGGCCGUGAAAGUAUGUUAAGGGCCAAAAUAUAUAUGUUUCAGUAACUUCAACUUAAUGUUCGUUUAGCUUACCAUAUUUAGAAAUGUUGCACUAUAAUUCUACAGCUAACGUGAAUGUUGGCAACUCGAAAGCUGUCCCUCCUCCAAAGAUGGUCUUUUCUUUAACGUCUCUAUAUGAUACAUGCUUGUGAAUGUAUUUUAGAAUAAUUGUUAAUAAUAAGUAAUGCCCUGUUAACAGUGUAAAAAUGAAGCUGAAGUUGAAGUGAAUCCCUUGGCUAAUGACUAAUAUUGUUUGUAAAAUUUUGGACAGGUUGGUGAGGUUUCCGUUGAUUCAUCUGCUCCAGUGAGCGUCUCAUCUCAAGGACAGUUACAGUAAGUAGUCACCUAAAAAAAACACCUUUGCUUAUCUGUCACCCGUCUACUCUUCCCUUCCCCUUCCCUCCCCCUCCCUUCCCCUUCUCUACUCCUCCAGUUGAAGCUUUAUGAAAAAGGUAACCCUCCCCCUCUUCCAUUUUCCUGAACGGCUGGCAUUCUGGGAAUGGUUGUUUUCUUGCACUGCUUGACAGUAUAAAGUUUCAUGAUUUAAAGCGUGCAGAAUUUCCCGCUAACACAACUUGUCAUCGAACUUGAAAUCCAGCAGUCGAUUACUGUAGUACGAAAGUAGAAAAUCCUGCUUUUCGCGUCCCAGGUUUAAACACAUUUGAGACUAGAAACCCAAACGCUGACGCACCCUUUGAUUUUAUACAGGAAACUGGACUUGCUCGGGGCACCGCUUUUUUUAGGUGGGGUCAGAGAUCUGGACAGUGCACUUGCUCAUCCGGGACAACACAUUCAAGCUGAUGAUUUUCUUGGCUGCAUGCGCAAUGUGUUCAUCAAUGACAGGAAACUGGAUCCAAGUUUAGCCAAAGAUUCCGCUGGCAUUUCUGACCGCUGUCCUCGACGUGGCCAGUGUUCUGAUGGUCUGUGCAAAAAUGGCGGGAAAUGUGUGGAUUACUGGUUUGAUUAUGUGUGUGAGUGCAAGACAGGUUAUAGCGGCAGGAAUUGUGAAGAAGGUAAGCUUUAGGUUUCAACACAUAUCCUUUCCCCCUUCCAUUAAGAAAGUGGUAUUGUUCAGUUUAAAUCGCUCUAAGGGCGAGUUAACUUUCACAAAGAACUGAAAACUCAUCAAGUCUAAAAUGCAUUAUUGCUACUCGCAAAACUUUGACAAAUUACAGAUCCAGCAUAGCAAAACACCUUUCACACAGGGCGCCUUCAUAAGUAAUGGAGCGCGCAAAUCUUACUCCUGCGUGCGUAGAGUCGCGUGUUCCGCACUUGAUUACAUCUCGUAUUAGCUAACCGCUUGUUUUCGUAAGCUACUUUUGAUUUCUGGAGCCUAUGCAAAUGAAAAAUGAAAAUUGGUUUUAAAUUAGUGAAAAAAGGUAUUGUGUGGGUGGCAAAUAAAUUUACUUAAAGGUUUCUUACUCUCUCACUCUGUAGAAGUACAACCAGUGAAAUUCGGCGAGAACAGCUUUCUGGCAUUACAGUUUAAGGAAAGCUAUCGCCGCGAGCGGCAGCGUGAAGACAGAGAAGGCGACGCAGUUCGGAAAAGACGAGCCCUGCCUCCAAGUAGUGAACGGUUCUCCAUUCGUUUUCGCACUCGAAACGACGGGCUGCUUCUCCUCGCUACAGACUCAGUUGUUACCAGUGUAUCAGGGUACACUGUGGUGGAGGUUAGUCUCAAAACUUUAUUUAUUUAUUUUUUCGAUAUCAAUUCAGGCGAGUAGGAAAAUGAGCCGCCUCAACUUUCACAAAGACUUUAGGGACUUUUACUAGGGACAUGGAAAUAAUUGGCCAAUACAGUAAAAAACCGCGUAUAAGAACCUAAGUUUUUUUCAAGCUAGGCUAAGAAGGUUCUUUUAAAAAUGGUGCUAACUGGAAAAUUAGGCUACUCAGGUUCUUAAAGAGGUUCUUAUUUUUAAAAAUAAAUGAGGUGUUUGUCAUUGGUGGGUGUGGCCUAUUUUGGGCCUAUUUUUGGUAUUGCAUGCAUAAUAUGUUGUAAAAAUCCCUUUAAUCCAAGCAUAUUAAAGCCAUUUAUCAAGUUUAUGAAAAGCUAUGCUAGUUAAACAGAACAAAAACAACAUUAAAACAUGAUACUUUGUUUCAUCUUUAUUUCACUAACUGGUGGAGCUUGUUCUAUUAAAUUUGUGUAUUUAGUGGUAGACAGAAUUUCUCAAAAUAAGAACCUGUCUAAAAAUUGUGGGCUAAAACAGGUUCUUAUGUAAAAGGGGUCUAAAUGGACAAUAUUAGUCUAUCAGGUUCUUAAAAUCUAGGUUCUUAUAUAAGGCGAAUCUUUGCUAACGUCACUGUUUACAUUUUUCCUCAUUAGCAUACGACUUAACUCAUAGAAGCCGUGACCGCACAUAUGAACUAAAUGCAAAACUUGAAAGAGCUGAUUAAGUUGAGCAAUUUGUGCCAUUUUCCGCUCUUUGCAAGCAAUAUUGAAAGAAAUAUCAGCCAUCAAAAACUGCGAAAUUGCUAUGUGGCGAAAAAGUUAAUGAGCCAUACAUUCUCUGUAAAAUUUUGAGUUUUCAGAAGAGAAUUUCUCCGAAACCAUUCGGUGUAUUGGGCUCAAAUUUUCAGGGAUAACUGAAACUGUUGUGUUAUUUCAAUAUUCAGAGUUUUUAUUUUAUUAGCGUCGUCAGAUAGUGAUAGCAUAUGUGAAUGAGGCAAAAAGUUAGGUUUGUUUAAGUUACGUUGAGAAAACACGCUUCAUUUUUGCAAUCAGUCUUAAAAAUUAUUUACUGUAGAAACAAAGACACAACCGCCUUCGUGACCUGCUUGGGUUACACCCGUUUCUUCUUCGCACGAGUUGCAAGUUUCCCUGCCCUUAUUUUUGGUAUGCGCCUAUUCCAUAUUUUCCCGCGCUUCGUAUCCGUUGCGUUCUCCCUGCUGUGUACUUUUUCAUGUUUUCCCGCGCUUAAAGGUUGAUUUCCACUGACAAGUCUUUGGGUACGCAUGUUAACGCACGCAAAUUUUAAUUACGUAAAUAAAGUAGAGGCAAGAUAAAGAGUGCUGAGCUUAAACGAGAAGUUGAGCGAGGUUUAACUUUUAUGCUUACGAGCAACCUUUCAUGCAUUGCCUCUAUUUUAUUCGCGAACGUAAAUUUUACGCACGUCAAACGUGAAAAUUACGCGACACUGGAAAUCAACCCUAAAGUAGGUUGGAUCUGUAGCUGACUUGCGUUACACGUUUUUUCUCCUCGUUUGGUUGGGGUUUUCUCGCUUCUCUACUUGUUUUGAUUUUUAGUUCGUUUUUCACGACAAUCAUUCUUUUAACCAUUUUUUUUGCCUUCUUUAUCAGAUAAAGUCAGGUAACCUCAAGUACACCUUUGGAAAUGGAGGCGACGCGGCCAGUUUUACUGUUGAGUCUCCCGUUGUGACGGACGGCGAGUGGCACAACGUUACUCUUUUGCACCAAGGUAAAAGGGUGGCUGUCACGCUCGACGGCGAGUCCCGCACCAAAAUGUUUGAUGCUGCUGCACAUGACUUCCUGGGAAAGAACAUCCAAAGCUGGUUUUUGGGCGGAUAUAAUUCCUCUUUAACGGCCCUGAGCCUGAAAAAAUUUCGCGGUUGUAUGGAAGAUUUGAGCAUCGAUGGCCUUCAUGUUUCCUUCUCUGGGCCGAACAAGUUUGCGGUGAUUUCUUCACCAGGUGGGGCGGUCGAAGAGGGAUGCGACGGAUCAGGAGCGUGCGCGACAGUUCAGUGCCAAGAUCCGCUCAAACCUUAUUGCUUUGAAGAGUGGGAGGGUUACACCUGUAUCAGCGAUGUUCAGUGCAAAUCGAACCCGUGUAAAAACAACGGAGUUUGUUUACCGCAGAAGGAUGGAGGUUUUAACUGUGAAUGCAAGGGAGACUUCAACGGAGAAACUUGUGCUAUACCUGGAGUAUGCUGGCCUCAUCCAUGCGACGACGAUAAGUUAUGCCGCGUUGGUGAUUCAGGGAAGUUUGAUUGUUAUGUGGCGAGCGGACGAACGGGAGAUACGGGAAGCUCCCUGAGUCCCGGAGUAAUCGCAGCCAUCGUUUUUCUAGUCGUUUUGGUCAUUUUGAUCGUCGUGGCGGUGAUAGUUGCUCGUCGUUAUCGCAGACAGCGACAAAAAGCAGCCAGCAGGGCGCCGGCGGAGUUUGACGCGACCGCGGGUACGGAGGUAGCUGCGGACGUGCAAGAGGCUUCCCAAAGAACGUCCCCGUCUCACAGCAGUGACGAUAGUGGCGUUGUGAUCCGUAAUCCCAGCCAGAAGUCCUUGACAGAUUUACGACAGUCUGCGCUUCCAAACGGAAAGGAUAUAGUCAUACAUAAUGUCGGUGCGCCGGAGGAUUAUCAAAUCAAGCUUACGAAAACUUCUCAAGAGAAAAUCGACCCAGGUUUCUCCGAGUCCGACGGAGAGUUUAUUAUGAGGAAUGGAAUGGUUUUGGGAAUGAAGGAAACACCCAUCAACAGGGCGGAUAUAUCGGGGAUAUCACGGGCUCCCAACCAUCGGAGCACACCACUAGACAGGGAAGGUGGCCGGCCAUUACCCAAUAGCAGAUCAAGGAACCGGGAGAGAAAAAUCCCCAAUCCUCACUUUAGGCAUGGUAUGGAUAAGAGGCAACCGCUGUCCAGAAGCGUUUUGGACCCUAGAUUGCGCGGUCCAACAAACUCAAAACCCUCGCGGCGUUUCCGGAAAGGCUCGCUGGGAUCUUCGAGCAGCGACGAACCUCCGGAUUUCUCUGAUGUCGGUCACAAGUCUGAUGAUAACAACUCUGAACGACUGGAGCACUACGACAUUGAGGUUGCGAGCCUCGGAUAUAGUGAAGUUUCUUAUCAAUACGAUCCGAAUACUUUCAGAGACCAGUCGUUGAAUCGUCGUGAGCCCCCGGGCUUGUCCGCGGCAGAGAUCGAGAGACUCCGUAAACAACCGCCAUCGGGUAGUUUACUUGAUGCGGUGUCUUCCAUUAGUGACGAAGAUGCUCCGACGAUCGAUAAGUUGUCGAGUGUUCUCGAAGUUCCGGACACUUCAAGUGAGAGCUCGGACGAUACGUUUACGUGCAGCGAAUUCGAAUACGACAAUGACGAACCGAGCCGAGAGGAUUACGAACGUGGAAAUAUGGUGUUUUCAAAACUUGCCGAUGAAGACAUAAUAGGUAACGACAAACACGCGAAAGCAACAGUUGAAAACGAUGGACGAACAUCUCACAGGGGCUCGAUCAGCACCCUGCACUUCAGCGACGAGGAAAUCUUACCUCCCACUUUGAAUAGUAAACCCGCAAACGGGUCAAAAGAUUUGUUUAACUGGGACGAUGUGUUAAACUGGGGACUUCGUUAUCACAACCUUAGAGGAGUUUACAAAGACAUCGCGCAAUUGAAAGAUUCUUCAAGUCCUCGGAGAAGGAAAGACGAAGAAUAUGUCUAAAUUGUUGAAAUUGAAAUAUAGGACAUUAUUUUUUAAGAGUGGACCAGUUAUUUAUUGACACUUACAGAGCAUUACCUAGAUUAUCAAGAACGAGGUGUAUAUAACGUUUUAGUUAGAAGUGUUUUAUGUACAAACACUUUUUUGUUAUGCCUUCAAAUAUGAACAAGGUUAAGAUUCAGCUUAAAAGCGUUCGUAAGCUUCUUUUGGAAGACAAACCUCUGCAAUUUUCCACUAUGUUGGGGUGCGCUUCAGAUAUGAACGAGUAGACGUUUUUCUUAAUCUUAUUGUUUUCUCUGAAAUUCCA
Molecule: messenger RNA, 18220 nt
Organism: Porites evermanni
Lineage: Eukaryota; Metazoa; Cnidaria; Anthozoa; Scleractinia; Poritidae
Source: the annotation of a GenBank genome assembly